AUGGACAUCUGUGUCGGGCUUUCCCCAGGUAUUCCAUAUAUUGCAACCGUUGCUGCAAUCCUUGGAUUCCCCUGGCAUCGACUCCCUGUGUUGUUGGUGAGAAGACGCAGGCUUUUUGUAUACAAAGUAGGGUUUCCCCAUCACGUGUACUGUGAUGAAGUUAAUGAGAAGGGAGAUCAAAAUCAUUCACAUUGGUUGUCGAUGGUUAUAGCUCUACAUUACAUCUGUGAGGCUAGCAAUCUAUUCACAGGAUGGUGUCCGGAUAAAGAUGUUUUGGGAGCCUUGAAUUACAUAAGAAUUAAGGUGAUGAUGUGUCUAAGAUACGGCUUGGGUUUUGGUGCAAAUAUGAGGUUGGGACAAACUGCAACUUGUCGAAGCGUCCUACCACAACGUAGAACAGUCACCGUAACGAACUUCUACAAUACUUCAAUAGCUAUCGAGUAUGCCAUGGAAGGGAACCGGAAAGUCCGUAUCCUGAGAGAUAUUGACGGCUCAGAAAUCGAAUGA
Molecule: messenger RNA, 507 nt
Organism: Microsporum canis CBS 113480
Lineage: Eukaryota; Fungi; Ascomycota; Eurotiomycetes; Onygenales; Arthrodermataceae
Exons: 4
Coding region: 1-507 (168 amino acids)
Source: RefSeq, a predicted model, not a curated record